Camarhynchus parvulus is the source of this 1931-nucleotide messenger RNA. It is a transcript of the gene RASD2, whose product is annotated as RASD family member 2. The coding region runs from base 711 to 1511 and encodes 266 amino acids. Gene Ontology annotation, molecular function: GTP binding; GTPase activity. The transcript is spliced from 3 exons. Lineage: Eukaryota; Metazoa; Chordata; Aves; Passeriformes; Thraupidae. The record is from RefSeq and is a predicted model, not a curated record.
UGCCAGUAGUUGUGAGAGAGUGAGGGAGAAAGGCAGGGAGGGAAGGAAAAAAGACUUAACUGGCAAAUGUAAAGAAAAGCCCCUUUUAUCCUAGAAAGAGAAUAUUUUAAAGCAAAUCUCAGACCAGAAGAAAAGAAGCCCGUGGGAAGGGAUGAGCCAGGCAAGAUCUGGGGAAGCAUAGGGUCACCAAAGGCAACUUCCAUGCCGACCCUGAUUUUUCUGCAGAGGAUCUGAGGCAGCACAGAGGCAGAGUGGGCCAGCUGGAUGCACCCACUACCCUGCACGAGUAGGUGCUGCUCCUGAAAUUCUUUACCCACAGUAGAGCCUACAAAGUACAACUUGCAAGAAAAGGCAGUGGGAGCGGGAGAGACUCUGCCUCUCCUUUUCUUGAACUGAGCCUGUGAGGAAAAGAGCUCAUCUGCCCAAAGGGAAAAACUGCCACCAGUUCUGAGACUCUUCUUUAGCCUAAGUCGGUUGCCUGAUCCAGUACUUACAUCCAUGGGGGAACGCCCUCUGGAGCCCUGCGGUCCUUCCCAAUCCUGCUAAGUUCUUGGAAAAUACUGGAGAAGAACUGAGCCCAGAACAAGCAGCGUGGGAUCCACAGAACAACAGCCUUUUACAACAGCAGCCAGCUCUGAUUAAAACUAUCAGCUUCAUCAGACUGCACCAAGACCCAGGACUGCUCCUCCUGGGAAAGAGAGGACCAAGCAAUGAUGAAGACUAUGUCUGGUGGAAACUGCAACCUGAACGUGCCGGCCAAGAACUCGUACCGCAUGGUGGUGCUGGGAGCCUCCAGGGUGGGGAAAAGCUCCAUCGUCUCUCGCUUCCUCAACGGCCGCUUCGAGGAUCAGUACACUCCCACCAUCGAGGACUUCCAUCGCAAGGUCUACAACAUACGGGGAGACAUGUAUCAGCUGGACAUCCUGGACACCUCUGGGAAUCACCCUUUCCCUGCCAUGAGGAGGCUUUCCAUCCUAACAGGGGAUGUUUUCAUCCUGGUGUUCAGCCUGGACAAUAGAGAAUCCUUUGAUGAGGUCAAGCGACUCCAGAAACAGAUCCUUGAGGUCAAAUCCUGCCUGAAGAACAAGACCAAGGAAUCAGCUGACCUCCCCAUGGUCAUCUGUGGCAACAAAAAUGACCACAGUGAAAUCUUCCGCAAGGUACGCACUGACGAAGGUGAGAAUCUUGUCUCCAGUGAUGAAAACUGUGCUUACUUCGAAGUGUCGGCCAAGAAGAACACCAAUGUAGAUGAGAUGUUUUAUGUCCUCUUCAGCAUGGCCAAGCUACCUCAUGAGAUGAGCCCUUCCCUCCACAGGAAAAUCUCCAUCCAGUAUGGUGACACUUUCCAGCAGAAAUCCUUCCGGAUGCGCCGAGUCAAGGACAUGGACGCCUAUGGCAUGAUCUCUCCCUUCGCUCGCCGGCCAAGUGUCAACAGUGACCUGAAGUACAUCAAAUCAAAAGUUCUCAGGGAAGGGCAGUCCAGGGAGAGGGAGAAAUGCACAGUCCAGUGAAGGAGGCUCGCUCUUCUGUCUGAAGACAACAUCCACGUGCAGUGCCUUAAAGAAAAAUGGUCUGUGGAAGCAAAGAACAGGCUCACGGGGUUUAUUGAGAAAACCCAACAUGGAGAAAGGAUAACUUCCUGUGGAUUCUGCUGAGUCACAAAUGUAGAUAACAUCAACCUUGAGGACAACUGGGAAUAAUCAUACAGCUGAGAUACAAGUGCAUUUUUUUGUCUUUGUAAUGUAGUUCCUCUUCAUUCCCCUUUUUGUUUGAAAAAUAGAGUCCUGAGAAGUAAAGACAUUUCAACCUUAUCAUUACAAAGAAAAUAGAUCAAAAAUAGAAAAUUGAUCAAAAAUGCACAGCAUUAACAGUGACCCAGCAUGCAGCUCUUGCUAAGAGAGAGGAGGUUAUAUGUGUGUAUGUGUGUGUAU